AUGGCACCAUCAAAAGAUUUCAUAUCCAAAUUCUCAGAUUUCAAGAACAACAAGAAACUCGUAUUCUCCUCCGCCGUCUUAGCCUUGCUGUUAUUUGCCACCGUCGUUGGAAUCGCCACCACAAAGGCGAACCAUAACAAUAGCCAAAAAACCAAAACCCUCUCUCUAACAUCACACGCCGUUUUAAAAUCCGUUUGCACCUCAACUCGUUACCCGGAGCUCUGUUUCUCCGCCGUGGCAUCCACCGGCAAAAAACUGACGUCACAUAAAGACGUCAUCGAAGCGUCACUGAACCUAACCACAAACGUCGUGAAACACAAUUACUUCGCCGUCAAGAAACUGAUAACGAAAAGGAAAGGCGGCUUGAGGGCGCGUGAGGCAACGGCGCUUCACGAUUGUUUGGAGACUAUCGAUGAGACGUUAGAUGAGCUCCACGUGGCGGUGGAGGAUCUUCAUCAGUAUCCAAAGGGAAAAUCUUUGAGGAAACAUGCCGAUGAUCUCAAAACACUCAUUAGCUCAGCCAUUACUAACCAAGAGACUUGCCUUGACGGCUUCUCCUACGACGACGCCGAUCGAAAAGUUCGCAAGGCCUUAAUGAAGGGGCAGGUACACGUGGAGCACAUGUGUAGCAACGCACUAGCAAUGAUCAAGAACAUGACAGAUACCGACAUAGCCAACUUCGAGCUAAAAGAUAGGUCCACCUCCUCCAACAACCGCAAGCUCAAAGAGGUCACAGGCGACUUAGACGGAGAAGGAUGGCCAAAUUGGUUAUCUGUCGGAGACAGGAGGCUUCUUCAAGGGUCAACGGUGAAGGCUGACGUCACAGUGGCGGCUGACGGAAGCGGUGACUUUAGGACGAUUGCGGCUGCGGUAGCGGCGGCGCCGGAGAAGAGUAAUAAAAGGUUUGUGAUACAUAUAAAAGCAGGAGUUUAUAGAGAGAAUGUGGAAGUGACGAAGAAGAAGAAGAAUGUAAUGUUUUUGGGAGAUGGGAGAGGGAAAACUAUCAUCACCGGAAGUAGAAACGUCGUUGACGGAAGCACCACUUUCCACUCCGCUACCGUUGCUGCCGUCGGCGAGAGAUUCCUAGCGCGUGACAUCACUUUCCAAAACACGGCGGGUCCGUCGAAACAUCAAGCGGUGGCUCUCCGGGUCGGGUCGGAUUUUUCCGCUUUCUACAACUGCGACAUGUUAGCUUAUCAAGACACACUUUACGUUCACUCAAACCGUCAGUUCUUCGUGAAAUGUCACAUAAUCGGAACCGUCGAUUUCAUCUUCGGAAACGCAGCCGCGGUUUUCCAAGACUGCGAUAUAAACGCACGCCGACCAAAUUCGAACCAGAAAAACAUGGUCACGGCUCAAGGUCGAUCCGAUCCGAAUCAAAACACUGGGAUUGUGAUUCAGAAUUGUCGGAUUGGUGCCACGUCUGAUCUUUUGGCCGUGAAAGGAAGUUUUCCGACUUAUCUUGGUCGUCCUUGGAAGCAAUACUCGAGGACGGUGAUAAUGCAAUCGGAUAUCUCCGACGUGAUCCGACCCGCAGGGUGGCUUGAGUGGAGCGGGAGUUUUGCGUUGGAUACUCUGACUUAUAGAGAGUAUUUGAAUAGAGGAGGAGGGGCUGGAACUGCAAAUAGAGUGAAGUGGAAGGGCUUUAAGGUGAUUACGAGUGUUACAGAGGCUGAGCAAUAUACGGCUGGUCAAUUUAUUGGUGGUGGAAGCUGGUUAGCGUCGACCGGUUUCCCUUUCUUGCUAAGUCUUUAA
Messenger RNA from Eutrema salsugineum, 1755 nucleotides. Its product is annotated as pectinesterase 2. The transcript has 3 exons. NCBI's taxonomy places the organism in Eukaryota, Viridiplantae, Streptophyta, Magnoliopsida, Brassicales, Brassicaceae. Bases 1 to 1755 code for a protein of 584 amino acids. Gene Ontology annotation, molecular function: pectinesterase inhibitor activity; pectinesterase activity. The record is from RefSeq and is a predicted model, not a curated record. Gene Ontology annotation, biological process: cell wall modification.